Messenger RNA from Pyricularia pennisetigena, 471 nucleotides. RefSeq lists its product as uncharacterized. Lineage: Eukaryota; Fungi; Ascomycota; Sordariomycetes; Magnaporthales; Pyriculariaceae. Gene Ontology annotation, biological process: translation. The coding region runs from base 1 to 471 and encodes 156 amino acids. Gene Ontology annotation, molecular function: structural constituent of ribosome; RNA binding. The transcript is spliced from 4 exons. The record is from RefSeq and is a predicted model, not a curated record. Gene Ontology annotation, cellular component: ribosome; small ribosomal subunit; cytosol.
AUGUCGUUGGUGUCGGGCGAGAAGUCGAACUUCCAGUUCAUUCUGCGUCUCCUCAACACAAACGUUGACGGAAAGCAGAAGAUCGUUUACGCUCUUACCAAGAUCAAGGGUGUCGGCCGCAGGUACUCCAACCUGGUCGUCAAGAAGGCCGAUGUCGACCUGAACAAGCGUGCUGGUGAGCUCACCUCCGAGGAGCUCGAGCGUGUUGUCACCAUUCUCCAGAACCCUACCCAGUACAAGAUUCCCACAUGGUUCCUUAACCGUCAGCGCGAUAUCGUCGACGGCAAGGACUCUCAGACCCUCGCCAACGGUGUCGACUCUAAGCUCCGUGAUGACCUCGAGCGUCUGAAGAAGAUUCGUGCUCACCGUGGUCUCCGUCACUACUGGGGCCUGCGUGUCCGUGGUCAGCACACCAAGACGACCGGCCGGAGAGGACGGACCGUCGGUGUGUCCAAGAAGAAGGGUGGUUAA